AAUCAAACGAUUUACAAGACUUUUAUAGAUAUAAGUUCUAGUUCAUGGCCAAAUUUGACAUUGCGGUGUGAACUUUGAAUGCACGACGAACUGUCACAAUCGGCGCGACCGAGACAAGCCACAAGUGUCAGUUGGCCACCGGUUGGCAAUUUAUUUGAACGUGUGUUAGUGUUUCCUGCUGGCGCGCAAGCAAUUUGCAUGGAAUCGCAUUUAUUCAAUUAAACAUUAUCUUGUUACACGCACUGGACUGUGAAUGGGGGAUGGGUCCACGUACAUAUACAUCGUGCCUUUAACCGCUUAUUGACUAAGAAAUCAAAGUGUCGACGUCCUUUUUCACAUUGUUUUGAGUUACGAACUUUGUUUUUUUUUUCGUGUUAGAGGUGCAAAACCCGUUAACAUGAAGGAACAUCCGAAUAAAGAAGAAACAUCUGACGAUGAAGCAGGUCUUGGAUACCAGAAUACAUUGAUGUAUGGUCGCUACCAACGCGACCUCAGCGAAGCGGCCAGAGAGGAAGCGAGAAGACUAAGAAGAUUAAGAAAAAGAAGAAGAAAAGAUGACAAGUUGCGGCAGAAGGAACUGGAAGCAACAGGAAAGCACAGGCCCAGAGGAAAGGUGUUUAAAGUAGUAGGUUAUGUAUGGAGGCAUACAUUCGCAAGGCUUGGCGAGGAUUGGGUGUUCCUGGCAUUGCUGGGCAUCAUCAUGGCGGUCCUCAGCUUCGCCAUGGACAGAGGCAUCGCGGUCUGCAAUAAUGCCCGUAUGUGGAUGUACAGUGAAUUAGCGACGUCUACGUUCAGUCAGUACGUAGCGUGGGUAUCUUUGCCAGUCUGUUUGAUCCUCUUCGCGUCGGGCUUCGUGCAUAUCGUCGCAGCGCAAAGCAUCGGUUCCGGUAUCCCAGAGAUGAAGACCAUCCUCCGAGGAGUUCACCUGAAGGAGUAUCUGACAUUCAGAGCUCUCAUCUCCAAGGUCAUCGGUCUCACAGCCACCCUUGGAUCCGGUCUACCGCUGGGUAAAGAGGGUCCAUCAGUACACAUCGCAUCAAUGGUGGCAACACUAUUAUCAAAGCUUGUGACAAAAUUUCAAGGCAUAUACAGCAAUGAGUCUCGUACUUCUGAUAUGUUGGCGGCAGCGUGCGCCGUCGGAGUGGCUUCUUGCUUCGCAGCACCAGUUGGAGGUGUACUCUUCUCUAUAGAAGUAACGACAACUUAUUUUGCGGUUCGGAAUUAUUGGCGUGGAUUCUUCGCCGCUUGCUGUAGUGCUAUUAUGUUCCGUCUACUGUCGGUGUGGUCAGGUGCACUGCCGACAGUAAAGCCGCUGUUCCCCACCAACCUUCCCCAGGACUUCCCCUUCGACCCUCAGGAGUUUGCCGUCUUCGUACUGCUUGGCAUAGUUUGCGGUCUGCUGUCAGCGCUGUGGGUCUUCCUCCACCGGCAGUACGUACUCUUCAUGAGGAACACAAAGACCCUCAGCAACUUCUUGCAGAAGAACCGCUUCAUCUACCCUGGCGUGAUGACUUUGGCUGUGAUGUCUGUUCUGUUCCCGCCCGGCAUCGGCAGGUUCAUGGCCGCGGACCUCGGCAACCAGGAGCAGGUGCUAUCCCUGAUGGCCAACUUCACAUGGGCAGACGAGCUGACAGCGGAGCAGGCGGCGGUGGUGUCUCACUGGGAGACACCUGAAGUUGACCUCUUCGGAUGUCUCUGUAUCUACUUUGUUUCUAUUUUCUUCUUAAGUAUGGUGUCGUGCACUUUACCCGUCCCGGCGGGUAUAUUCGUGCCCGCCUUCAAGAUGGGUGCGGCAUUGGGCAGACUGACGGGCGAAAUAAUGCACUACUUCUGUCCCUUGGGUGUUGCAUACGGAGGACAUAUACAGAAGAUAUUACCCGGUGGUUAUGCGACUGUUGGUGCAGCAGCAUUCACCGGAGCUGUCACACACACCGUCUCCACCAUUGUCAUUGUCAGCGAGAUGACAGGACAGGUGACGCACAUCUUACCAAUGAUGGCGGCUGUGUUAGCUGCUAACGCGACAGCAUCACUGUUGCAGCCAUCUUGCUUUGACAGUAUCAUACUUAUCAAGAAAUUACCUUAUCUACCUGAUCUACUGUCUUCUGCCAGCCGUAUGUAUGACAUCUGUGUGGAAGACUUCAUGGUGAGAGAUGUCAAGUACAUCUGGAACCGCAUGACAUUCCAGCAGCUCAAGGAUAUCCUCAAAGAGAACAAGACAAUCAAGAGUUUCCCCCUCGUGGAUAGUCCCACAUCCAUGGUGCUGCUGGGAUCCAUCCACCGCUGGGAGCUGGUGAAGGUGAUAGAGAAGGCGGUGGGACGAGAGCGUCGUCUGCAGGUUGCUGCGCUGUGGCACAGAGAGGCAGAACUCAGGAGGAGGCAUGAGGAAGCCAAGAAGGUCAGGCGACCCUCCAGGUUUGAGGUGACGCCGGCACCAGACAUGCUGCAGGUGCCGGGCACCGGGAUGACGCGAGGCACCUCCCUCACCACUAAUGACCAGGGCGGAUUGAUACCCGCUCCAGGUCAGCUGUUCCGACCGAAGUCAAUCCUGAAGAAGACGAACUCGUUCACAUUGAGCCGUGGCCUCGUUGGUGGUGGCAACGCACCCCUCACACCACAACCCUCAGUCUACACCACUGUCACUGGCGCUGAGACCAGAAUCCGUGCAGCAUUCGAGGCUAUCUUCAAGAGAUCCACAUUGCUGCAGGAUGUGGAGGGCGGGCUGCCAGACCAGCUCAGCCCCUCUCUACCUCGCAGCCCCUCCAUCAACAAGAAAGUGCAACUGCCUCGAGAGCGUGUGUGCGACAUGUCUCCAGAAGACCAGAAGGCGUGGGAACGACUGGAGAUGGCAAAAGAGAUUGACUUUGACCGCAUGCUGCAGAUCGCCAGAAAGAGAGACAUGCAUCCAGACGACCCAGAGUACGAAGAUGAGCAGCUGUAUAUCUGCCACAUUGACCCUGCGCCAUUCCAGCUCGUAGAGAGGACUUCAUUGCUUAAGGUCCACUCGUUAUUUUCAACCCUGGGGGUGAGUCGCGCUUACGUCACAGCUAUAGGACGGCUCAUAGGUGUCGUCUCAUUGAAAGAGUUACGCAAAGCUAUCGAGGACGUGAACUCCGGCGCGCUGACAGUGAGCAGCAGACCUUCUCCUCCCAGCACUCCACCUCCUCCUCUCAUCAAGGUGCACAGCUCUGAGCCAGCACCACCCAGCGACAGCGAGACUGCCAAACUCACCACCAACUGACCUCAUCCACCACCACCAGACAAUGAUUUAUACAAAAAAAAACAUCGGAUAGUUUAGUAUCCGACUCAUAUUUGGUGCUUUACUAUAUUUUAGUCACAAAUAUUUUAUAUGUGAUCCGUUUUUGUAAUAUAUUUAUUUAUAU
Papilio machaon (common yellow swallowtail) is the source of this 3380-nucleotide messenger RNA. RefSeq names its product chloride channel protein 2 (gene ClC-a). The coding region runs from base 398 to 3238 and encodes 946 amino acids. Gene Ontology annotation, biological process: transmembrane transport; chloride transport. The record is from RefSeq and is a predicted model, not a curated record. The transcript is spliced from 24 exons. NCBI's taxonomy places the organism in Eukaryota, Metazoa, Arthropoda, Insecta, Lepidoptera, Papilionidae. Gene Ontology annotation, cellular component: membrane. Gene Ontology annotation, molecular function: voltage-gated chloride channel activity.